Vicia faba (fava bean) is the source of this 1449-nucleotide messenger RNA. The record is from the annotation of a GenBank genome assembly. NCBI's taxonomy places the organism in Eukaryota, Viridiplantae, Streptophyta, Magnoliopsida, Fabales, Fabaceae.
AUGCAUAAUUUCAUAAAAAUUCGAUCUUUUUCAUGUUUUCAAACUCUCAAAAUCUUUCCUUUCUCAACCCAAAAAAUGGGCAUGUCUUCAAUUGCUGAUACCCUUUAUACCCAAUUGCACAAAAACAACGGUAUCAGCAUUGAGAAUUCAUUGUCCAAGACAAAACCCAAAUUGGACUCUCAAUGUGUUAUCCAAGUUCUUACUAAGUGCUGUCCUAAACAAUCUGAAUUGGGUGUUAGGUUUUUUGUUUGGGCUGGAUUUCAACCUGGGUAUAGGCAUAGUGGUUAUAUGUAUAGAAAAGCUUGCAACUUGCUUGGGAUUGAUAAGGAUAAGAAUAAGAAUUCUCAGGUUAUUUGUGAUUUGAUUAAGUCUUACGAGUCAGAAGGGUGUGUGGUUAAUGUUAAUAUGUUUAGGGAGGUUUUGAAGCUGUGUAAAGAGGCUGAGCUUGUUGAUUUGGCUUUGUGGGUGUUGAGGAGAAUGGAGAAUUUUGGUUUGCAACCGGAUACAGUGAUGUAUAAUGUAGUUAUAAGGUUGCUUUGCAAGAAGGGUAAUGUUGAAAUGGCGGAGAAGUUGAUGGAGGAGAUGAGUUUGAAUGAUCUUUGUCCGAAUUUGAUUACGUAUAUGAUGAUGAUUGAGGGGUUGUGUAAUGCGGGUCGGUUGGAGGAAGCUUAUUCGAUGCUCGAGGUUAUGAGAGUUCACGGUUGUUCGCCGAAUUCGGUUGUUUUUUCGGCUAUUUUGGAUGGGUUAUGUAGGUGUGGAUCAAUGGAAAGGGCAUUGGAGUUGUUGGAUGAAAUGGAAAAAGGUGAGGAUUGUUGUCCUAAUGUUGUUACGUAUACAUCUUUGAUUCAAGGUUUCUGUAAGAGACGCCAGUGGACGGAAGCAUUGAAUGUUCUUGAUAGAAUGAGAGCUUUUGGUUGCCUUGCUAAUCAUGUUACUGUUUUUACGUUGAUUGAGAGUCUUUGUACCGAAGGCUGUGUAGAAGAAGCAUACAAAUUGGUUGAUAAAUUUGUGGUUGAACAUUGUGUCUCGCGUGGUGAUUGCUAUAGUUCACUAGUGAUUGCGUUGAUAAGGAUAAAGAAAUUCGAGGAAGCAAAGAAGCUCUUCAAGGAAAUGCUUGCUGGUGAGAUCAGACCCGAUACUUUGGCGUCUAGCCUUUUGUUAAAGGAGUUUUGUUUAAAGGAUAGAGUACUGGAUGGAUUCUACUUGCUUGAUACAAUUGAGAAUAUGGGAUUCCUGUCUUCCAUCGACUCUGAUAUUUAUUCUAUUCUUUUAAUUGGUCUUUGUCAAAAAAAUCACUUGACGGAGGCCACGAAGCUUGUGAAAAUAAUGCUGAAGAAAGCAGUUCCUCUAAGGCCUCCCUACAGAGACACUGCAAUUGACAUCCUAAGAAAAUAUGGAGAAAAAGAUCUUGUGAACCAGUUGACUGGUAUAAAUAAGAAACUUCGAUAA